Dictyostelium discoideum AX4 is the source of this 4161-nucleotide messenger RNA. RefSeq lists its product as hypothetical. The record is from RefSeq and is a predicted model, not a curated record. NCBI's taxonomy places the organism in Eukaryota, Evosea, Eumycetozoa, Dictyosteliales, Dictyosteliaceae. The coding region runs from base 1 to 4161 and encodes 1386 amino acids. The transcript is spliced from 2 exons.
AUGAAUACAAAUAAUAAUAAUAAUAAUAAUAACAACAACAAUUAUUAUGUUGGUAGUGGUAACAACAACAACAACAACAGCAAUAGUAAUAAUAAUCAAAAUAAUAUAAACAACCAAAAUAAUCAAAACAACCAAAACAAUCAAAAUAAUAAUAAUAAUAAUGACUUUUAUGAUUAUAGAUCAUAUAAAAAAAAAAAAACAUAUCAUGAUAAUAAUUAUAAUAACUAUAACUAUAAUAAUAAUAAUAAUAAUAAUAAUAAUAAUUAUUACAAUAAUAAUAAUAAUAAUAAUAGAGGAUAUCAAAAUUAUAAUUCACAAGCAACAGCGAUUGUACCAAUUAGAACAAUUAAAGAUAAUAUAUUAUUUAAUGAAAUUUUAAAUCAAAAACAAUAUUCAAAUGAUGAUUUAUUAAAAUCAGUUAAUAUUUGGAUUGAAUUAGUUAGGGAUGAAAAAGAAUCAAAUGUAAAAGAGAACUUAAUAAAAUUAAUUGAACAAGCCUAUCCAUAUGGUGAUGUUAGAACCUUAUUAGAUUCUGUAAUACCAACAUUUUGUUGUAUAUUCAGACCAGAGUAUUUAAAAAUUGUAAUUAAAAGUAUGGUUAAUCAAAUUUUAAUUGGUAAAAUACCAUACGGUUCAAACUUACCACCAUUCUACUCUUUCAAAAAGUUAUUCACAAUUAAUGAAGGUAAGAAACUUGGUGAUGAAGAAUUGCAACAACAACAACAACAACAGCAACAACAACAGCAGCAGCAACAGCAACAACAUCAUUAUAACCAUUAUCAACAUCAAUAUCAAAAUCAAUAUCAAAAUCAAUAUCAAAAUCAAUAUCAAAAUCAAUAUCAACGUCAAAGACAACAACAGCAGCAACAACAGCAACAACAGCAACCACAAAUGAAUUACACAUAUGGUAUUGGUGGUGGUUUAGUUGUACCAAUUCAAUCGUUGUACUCUAUAAAUAAUCCAAUACAAUUACAAGAUAAUAAUAGUAUACCACUUCAAAUAUUAUUUGAAUUAAGUAGUUAUAAUUUAAUAAAUAUAGUAAAUAAUCAAUUUGAUAAUGAAAAGAAGAAGGAUAAUCAGGAUAAUAAGGAUAAGGAUAAGGAUAAUAAAAAUAAAAAUAAUGAAUAUUUAAUUAGUAUGUGGAUAUUGGAUUGUUUAAUAAGAUCACCAGUUGCAAUAAUUGAAAGUUAUUUUCACACUUUAUUUAAUAUUCACAAUCAACCAAUUCAAAUAUUAGGUUCACGUUUAUUUUCAACACUUACAGAUUCAUUCAAUGAUAAACAACAUUCACUUUUAUCAAUUCUAUCAAAAUCAAUUAGACUUCAUAUAUUAUCAUUAUUUCAAUCAUCACCACAACAAACACAACAACAACAACAACAACAACAACAACAACAACAACAACAACAACAACAACAACAACAACAACAACAACAACAACAACAACAACAACAACAACAACAACAACAAACACAACCAUUACCAAUUGGAUCAAAGAAAGUACAAUAUAUUCUACAUACAUUAGUACCUCAAUUAGUAUUAUAUCAAACUGAAUUCAUUUCAAAUGAUUAUCAAAUGAUUAUAAUUCAAUAUUUUUCAAAUACAAAUAGCUCUUUUAUUCAUAGAUUCAUUCAUAAUUUAAUCUCUUUAUCUUCUGAAGAUAAUGGUAAUGAUGAUUUAAAUGAUAAUAUUGUUAUGAAAUUGAUUGAAAUUUUAAUGAAUAGUAAUAAAUUUAGUUCAAUUAAUAUUCAAAAUCAUUUUUUACCGCCAAUACUUCAAGGUUUAAAUGAAGACUCUAUUAAAGAUAAAGCUAAAUCAAUUUUAGAAUUAAUUAUUAAUUCAAAUAGAUUCAAUAUAAUUUUAUUUGGUUCAAAUUAUUCAACAUCAAUAAUUAAUAAUAAAAAUAAUAAUAAAAAUAAUAAAAUUAGUAAAAUUAAUAAAAAUAAUGAAAAAGAAAAAGAAAAAGAAAAAGAAAAAGAAAAAGAAAAAGAAAAAGAAAAAGAAAAAGAAAAAGAAAAACAAAAAGAAAAAGAAAAAGUAAAAGAAAAAGAAAAAGAAAAAGAAAAGGGAAAGGAAAAAGAAAAAGAAAAAGAAAAAGAAGUUUCACAAAUUUAUUUUUCAGAAUCACAAAUUUUAAAUGGAUUUGAAAAUUUGAAUAAUUUAUUAUCAAUGGUUAAUGGCUAUAGUUCAGAUAUUCAAACAUUGUUUGUUUGCUUAUGGGAAACCUAUCUUGAGCAACAAUUGGAUAAUAGUGAUAAUGUUACAAAUCAAUAUUGGUAUAUAAAACAACUGAUUUCACAUUAUAAUCAAUUUGAAUUUGAAUUAAAAGAAAUGACAAAACGUUUAUUAGUUAGGUUUUUAAAUAAUUUCAUUCAUCAAAAUAAUCAGUUCGAUUCAAAGAUAAUUUCAGUAUUCUCUCAACUAUCUUAUAAUUUAUUUUUCAUUUCUUCAACUUCUUUUCAAUAUUUUAAUAAUAAUAAUAAUAAUAAUAAUAAUAAUAAUAAUAAUAAUAAUAAUAAUAAUAAUACAACUACUACAUCCUCUUCAUCCUCACUAACAACAACAACAACAACAACAACAAAGACAACGACAACAAAAUUUAUUAAAACAAGUGAAAAAUCUUUAGUUGAUCCUGCAAUACCAUUAUUUUUAGAUUUUAUACAAUUUAUUAUAAAUCAUUUCACAAAGAAUCAUAUAGUCUAUAAAAGUGUUGUUAAAUCUAUUCAACAAAUUAUAAACAAUAUAACAUUAUUAGAUAGUUGCAUACUUUUAAAGAAUAAUAUUCCCACUUUUUCUUUAAAUGAUGAUUUUGAAAAUAGAUUAAAAUCAAUUCAACCACAACAACAACAACAACAAAGCCAGCAACACAAUCAGCAACAACAACAAAGAAAUGCUAAUAUUAAUAAUAAUAAUAUUAAUAUUAAUAUUAAUAAUAAUAUUAAUAGGAAUAAGGAAUCAAUUGAUUUUAAUAUGGAUAAUAAAACAAUGGGAAUAAAUGAAAUUCAAAUGUCAUUAGAGUUCUUAUAUAGUUUAAUAGUUUCAAGCACUGAUACAAAUGAUAUCAAUAAUAACAUCAACAAAAAUGAUGAAGAGAGUUGUAAUAGUAUAAUUUAUAAAAAUGUUAAAGAUUUUCUUUUAGAUAUUUUAUCCAAUGAUGAUAGAUUAAGGGAUGGUAUAAUGUCAAUGUUAGUUUUAAAUGACAUUACUUUUAAAACUAUUUCUUUGAAACUAUUAUUGCAAAUUGAAAAAAGUAAUAAUAGUAAUAGUAUUAUCAAUAGCAAUAAUAAUAAUAAUAAUAAUAAUAAUAAUAAUAAUAAUAAUAAUAAUAAUAAUAAUAAUAAUAAUAAUUAUUGGAAUUCACAAGAAAAAGUUGAAUUAUUAUUUAAUAAUUUAUUGGAACCAAAUUUAUUUGAAUUAUGUUUAGAAUUCCUUCAAAUCAUUAAAACCAGUAACUAUCAAUCAAUAAUGUCUUCUUUAUUACAAAAAUUGGCAAAAUUAGAUAACAAUUCAUCAGAGAAUAAUUCAUCAAAUGCAAUCAUUACACUAAUUGAAGAGAUUUUAAUUAAAAAUAAUCAUUUAAUAAUUGAUAUUCUUCAAUUUUUAAUUUCAAAUUUAUUUAAUCCCUAUAAUUUUAAUAAUAAUAAUAAUAUUAAUAAUAAUAGAAAUAGUAAUAAUAAAAACUAUAUAAAUGGUAAUUUAUUAGUACUACUUCAAAAAUUACAAAUACUAUUACCAAAUUUAUAUAAUAACGAUAAUAAUAAUAAUAAUAAUAAUUUAUUCAAAGAAAUAAUUUCGAAAUCUUUAAAAAAUAUUGAAAAAUAUGAAAAUAAUAUUCAGCUACUUCAAUAUCAAUUACUUUCCAAUAUAAUAUUUAAUAAUAAUAGUAAUAAUAAUAAUUUAUUGGAGACUAAAUUCUUUAAUGAAUACUUAUCAUCAUUAAUUCAAGGGGUUGUAUCUUCACAUUUCUCUGUAAGAAUAUUAUGCCAAACUAUUAUUCAAGAAUUUAUAAAUCAAAAUCCAAUUCUAUAUAAAAAACGAGUUGUUGAUUAUAUUUUAUAUAGACUAAAAUCAUUACAAGUAUAUUCAGAAUACAAUGAACAAAUACCAUUUUUAAGAAAAUCUUUUGAAGCUAUCCAAAUUUCUUCUUUAUUAAACUCUCAAUAA